Molecule: messenger RNA, 310 nt
Organism: Staurois parvus
Lineage: Eukaryota; Metazoa; Chordata; Amphibia; Anura; Ranidae
Source: the annotation of a GenBank genome assembly
UUUGAUCUUACCUGUUCCUCUAUCCAGCCGCGCGCUGUCUUCCCGGCUUCUGUAGUGUGGGCGCUCGGCAUGACAGCCGGGUGCCCAGUGCGCAUGAGCGAGAAGCACUUGCGCUUUGUGAUUGGUCCGGCGGCUUCUGGGAUCUGUCAGUGUCCCAGGUACCGUACCGCCUUACCAUUCACAAAAAGCACCGCUUCUUGCGCAUGCGCACUUGGCACCCGGCUGUCAAGCCCAGCGCCCACACUACAGAAGCUGGGAAGACAGCGUGCCGCUGGAUAGAGGAACAGGUAAGGUCCCGCUGCAGAGCUGA